This is a messenger RNA of Bactrocera oleae (olive fruit fly), 6017 nucleotides long. Its product is annotated as fibrillin-2. Gene Ontology annotation, molecular function: calcium ion binding. The record is from RefSeq and is a predicted model, not a curated record. NCBI's taxonomy places the organism in Eukaryota, Metazoa, Arthropoda, Insecta, Diptera, Tephritidae.
ACUUCCUGUGUAAUCACUCUGCUCUUUCAAUUAAAAAGUGAAGUGCAUAUUUACAUAUUUGUUCAAAAUUUCCCCCUUUUAAGAAGCAGCUAUUUUUAAUGACAAAAGUUUAAGAAAAUUUAUGUGUGUGUUAUUUUCAUUUAUAAAAUUUCCGUAGAAUUCAAGGUGUUGCCAAUAAAUCUGGCAAUGAUUUAAAAUCGUUGACAUUCGCGCAUUAAAGUGAUUUUUUCCCGAGUGAUUUGGCUUUUCGCUCGUUAUACUUUUGUGAUUUGGAUAAGCGCGAAGGAUUAGCAGCAUGGCAGCGCGCUGUCAACUCGUUUGGCUCGCGAUCGUGGCAUUAAUUGGUGUGUCAUUGGCGCGCCAUCAGGACUGUGAGAUUGCGCCCCAUGCGGAACAUUCCACUGUACAAAUAAAGAUCAAUGAAGAGGACGCUGUGCGCGCCAUAUAUGAAUGCGAGGAGGGCUAUGAGUUGAGUGGUAGCAAAGAGUUGCUGUGCGAUGUGAAUACGGAUCUCUGGGAUGCCGAGCCACCAAAAUGUGAAAAAGUUGAGCUCUCGAACGAGGUAAAUGCUGAGCGCGCCAAAAAGAAGAAGCCGCAGAAUAUAAUUGAAGACAGACGUAUUUCCGCAGAGAUGGCCGCCUCACUGGAUAUGUCUUGCGUGCAGGCAAAAAUUACAGCACCCGAUAUAAGGCAUGGCUUCGUGCAGAAUUACGAUCGUCGGCGUAAAGAUGAACAUGUUUUCCUAGUAGCGCUUUACGCCUGUAAUGAUAACUUCGAAUUGGAGGACGCCGAUAUAACGACAUUAUAUUGUAGUCAACGCAAGUGGGUAGGCGAAUUGCCGACUUGUGUGGCGUUGGGCGAAUACACCGAUGCGGAUGAGGAAGAAUACGACGAGUAUGAAGCAGUUGACGAUGACGAUGAAGAAGACGAAGAAGACGUUGUACAGGAAUCUACUGAUAAUCGCGUAGCGCCACCACCACCACCGCCACCAGCUGUCGCGGAAGUCAAGGAGACCGAGCAAGAAAUCAGCAAUGAAAUUGAAACUGCGGCGCAUGAAAAUACUUCUCAAGAAAGAGAGAGCGUUGCGCCUACCAAUGCUGAGCCCGUCGUGCCUGUAACCGAUGUCAACAUUAUUGUUGCGCCCACACAGGAUCCAUACACGCCACGUUAUCUCGAUGACAAUUGCGGCGCAGACAAAGGUGGUUGUGAGCACAAAUGCGAGCGUUUGCUUUUUCCGGGUGAGAAUGAGCCGCGUCUAAAGUGCUCGUGCUUUGAUGGAUUUAGUUUGGAUCCCAACGACUAUGCCAGCUGUCAUGAUAUUAAUGAAUGUCAGCUUGACAAUGGCGGCUGCGAGCAGCUUUGCGACAAUCUACCCGGCUCUUACCAGUGCUCCUGUGAGCAGGGUCUGCAAAUCGAUACACUGACUGGCAAUACAUGCAUCGACAUCAACGAAUGCGAGCAACCCGAUGUGGCUGCACAAUGCGCCGGCGGUUGCGAGAAUACGCAUGGCUCCUAUCACUGUAUACCGGCGCUGAAUACGCCUGAAGAUGGCGUAGAGGCAGCCAAUGAAGUUGAAGAAGCGGAGGAAGAUGACACGCACGCCGACGAAGUAGACACAAAAGUCGAAACUGAGGACAAGGCGAAGGAUGAAAAUGAAGACGAUCAGGGUAUACGGCGCAUAUCGGAAAGUGGUCCCAUCUGUCCGGCGGGUUAUCGUGCGGGCGGUGAAAACUCAGACAAUUGUGUCGACAUCGACGAAUGCGCCGAGGGCACAAGCGGCUGUGAGCACUGUCUCAACACCGACGGUUCCUACGAGUGCACCUGCCCCGGCGGUUAUGAUCUUGCCGAAGACGAGCGCACUUGUGUCGAUAUCAACGAGUGUGACGUAAUCGUAGAGAAUGAAGACGAUGCGGAGGCAGUACCAACUAAACUGUGUACCGGUGGUUGUGAGAAUACUAUUGGCUCGUUUAUUUGUACUUGUGGCCCUAACGAGCAUCUGUUCGAGGAUCGACGUACUUGUGUGCUGGAUACCUGUCAAGAUUUGAAUAAUCCACAAUUGAAUAAGACACGUUGCGCACAUCAGUGUGUCGAUUUGCCUAGUGGCGUUUAUGAAUGCGUCUGCCCAGCGGGUUACAAGUUGAGUGAUGACUUACACAACUGCGUGGUGGCUGAGAGUGUUUGCACGGAGGCGGCUGGCUAUGAAAGUUGUGCGCCUGGCGUGUGUGUGCCGAGUGAGGAUAACAGUGCUUUUAGCUGCGAAUGCCCGGCGGGUUAUGUGCUUGAGGCGAAUCACUGCCAAGACAUCGACGAAUGCGCUAACGGUAUACACGAGUGUUCACACGAGUGCUUUAACAAUUUGGGUUCGUAUCAAUGCGGCUGCCCGUUAGGCUUCGUUUUCGUCGAGGGCAGCAACGAACAUGUCUGCGCUGACGUCGAUGAGUGUGCAGCUACACCGGAUGUUUGUGGUGACCUGAAUUGCGUUAAUAAAGCCGGCGGUUUCAUCUGCCUAUGCGCUGAUGGCAGUGCACCCGAUGCCGAGAGAGGCGCUUGUCACAUCGCCGAUCCUUGCGAGGCGCAUCAGUGUUCACACCAAUGCAUUGCCGAAGGUGUGGGCUUCAAAUGUAUCUGUCCGGAGGGUAUGUCGCUGGCUGAUGACGGUCUGCACUGUUUGUAUAAGGAUAUUUGCGUUGAGCAAAAUAAUGGCUGCGAACAUAUUUGCAAGUCAGAGGAGGAUGGCGCGUGCGCCUGUCGCAGCGGUUAUGAAUUGGCUGCUGAUGGCAAAUCGUGUUUGGACGUUGACGAAUGCCAAAUCGGAAAUGGUGGUUGCCAUCAGGUUUGCAAGAAUUUUGCAGGUGGGUAUGAUUGCGCCUGUGAGCUGGGCUUUGAGUUUCUCGAUGGCCCGCUCAAAUCGUUUUGCUUCGACGUGGACGAGUGUGCUUUGGGGCUGCAUAAUUGUGGGGCGGGUAUGCUUUGCGAGAAUCUCAAUGGCUCGUACACAUGCAUAUGUCCGCCUGGGUUUGCAUUGGGUUUGCCGCCGGUUUAUGCUUCGUUGCGCGCGCUACUCUCAUCCAUACAACCGGCUAGUUCAUUUGCCACAACCUCAUCUAUCAUUUCAACACCAACUAUUUCAAACAUACACAAUUCUUCACCCUCAUGCUUAGACAUCGACGAAUGCUCCAUUUCAAAUGGAAAUUGCUCACAUUUCUGCAUGAAUUUUCCUGGCAGCUUCCAGUGCUCCUGUCCGCCUGGCUACUCGCUAAGCUCGAUGGACAACCGCACUUGCUUGCUGGUGAAUGCUUGCUUGCAGGACAAUGGCGGUUGCACGCAUGCGUGCGACUUCAUACCCGGCGUGGGUGUAAGUUGCCGUUGUCCGACCGGCUAUGCGUUAGCUGCUGAUGCGCACACCUGCCUUGACAUCGAUGAAUGCGCGCGCGCAAAUGGUGGUUGCCGGCAGCGCUGUUUUAAUACACCUGGUCGCUUUGAGUGUGCUUGUAGCGCGGGUUAUGAGUUGUCACCGAACGGUCUCGAUUGUGUCGAUAUCGACGAAUGCGCCAAUGGUUUUGGUAAUUGCACUUUUAUUUGCGUAAAUCUUCUAGGUUCUUACGAAUGCGGUUGCGAGGGCGGCUUUCAGUUGGGUGAGGAUCGCCGUACCUGCAUAGAUGUCGACGAAUGUGUGCUGGGCAGACACGACUGCUCGCAUGAUUGUGUAAAUGUGGAAGGAGGCUAUGAGUGUAUUUGUCCAGAGGGUUAUCUGUUGGGUGAGAACAAAGCCAUCUGUUUGGAUGUGGAUGAGUGUAUAGUCGGCGAGCAUGGUUGCAGUCACGGUUGCGACAAUAAAUUGGGCAGUUACGAAUGCAAUUGUCCUGUUGGUUACACAUUGGCUGCGGACAAACGUAACUGCAUUGCAACUACUCCGUCUGAAAUUGAUGUGCGCACCGAUGACCUCGAUACACUGGAUACAGCUAUAAUAGAUGUCUGCCUUCGCGAUAAUGGCGGCUGCUCACAUAUUUGUAAUCCAGAGACGGGUUGUUCUUGCCCCAGCGGUCUCGAGCUCUCCGUGGACGGUAAAACUUGUGUGGAUAUCGAUGAAUGUUCCUACAAUAAUGGCGGUUGUGCACAUCUAUGUCAUAAUACCGCUGGUGGCUUCCAAUGUCUUUGCUCGGAUGGCGUAAGUAGCGACGAUGGUUUCAAUUGUGUGACACUUUGCCCGCCUGGCUUUACAGUGAGCUCAGUGGACCCCACGAAGUGUGUGGAUAUCGACGAAUGCGCAACACCAGGAAUUUGUCAGUAUAAUUGUCUGAAUACCAACGGCUCGUAUGAAUGUGUUUGCCCUCAAGGUUAUGCGCUCCAUAAUGGACGUGAUUGUGAGGAUAUCAACGAGUGUUUGCUGGACAAUGGUGGGUGUGUAGGCGGUGAAUGCAUUAAUCAUAUUGGCAGCUUUCAGUGCAAGUGCUCGCUGGGUUAUCGUUUGGCCAGCGAUCGGCGCACUUGCGAACGUUUGCUUGAGGCACGCGAUCAAUGUACACCCUUUACUGCGCCGGCUAAUGGUGACUUCCAUUGCACGAAAUAUCGUCACAAGCGGAAACAUUUCUAUAAUACGCGCUGCAAAGUGUGGUGCAACCAGGGUUAUCGCUUGGAUGGACCCACCCAACGUUUCUGCAAUGCUUCCGGUCAGUGGGAUAACUUUGAAAGCCGCUGUGUGCCUACCAUUUGCCCUCGUCUACUCCAACCAAUUAAUGGCGAGAUUGUACCCGCUUCCUGUACAACUGGCAAUGCAGUCAUUGGUGAGCGCUGUCAGCUGCGUUGUCUGCCCGGAUAUGUGCCCAUCGGCAUGAGUGUUACCAUCUGCACCGCGGAACUGACUUGGUCACGCAAUCCCACCUUUGAGUGUGUACCGUUGGCGAGAUCACCAUUGUUACCUACGUUUCCAGUUAUUGGCUCUCAGCCCCGCCUUUCUUCCGGAGGCGUCGAUCACUUUUUCCAUAGACCAAUAGUACCACAAGUGAGAACACAAAGUGGUUUUGGUAGUUCUGUUGUUUCACAACGUCCCUACAUUAAAUGUCCGCGCAAUACCACCGUCUUUCUGGCCGAUGGCGCAAGCACCGCCCAUAUUAUUUUGCAAAAACCCAUCACUAAUAUGGAUUAUCGUUACAUUGAGUCAGCACCAGCUUGGACGCGUAAUAUGCAAGCUCAUUUAGCUGCAGGUCAACAUGUAGUGACAUUCCGUGGUCAAGACCCCACUUCCGGUAGACGUGCCAGAUGUCGAACAAUCAUUAAAGUGGAGCGUGCUGUCUCGCCUAGCGUGAAUUUUUGCACGCGUUCCUUCGAGGUAUCGUUAAGCCCGAAUCAGUUGCAACGCUCGGUGGUGUGGGAAGAACCGCGCUUCGAGAGCACACUGGGUCCGCUCAAAAAACUCUACAAAUCGAGGAUACCCGGCGAACUCUUUAAGGCCGGUGUACACCCGGUAUACUAUGAGGCAACCAAUAAGCAAGGCAUUACCGCCCGUUGUGAAUUCCAAAUUCUUGUGCACGAAGCCAACUCAACACCUAGCAAUUCCUUGCCUACAUUGGACCUAAGCACAGCAAUUCCUGCUGCACAGUUAGCACCCGCACCUUUAGUGCGUCCGCCAUCUUCCAGGGGCUUACAUGCUAAAUUACUACCCGGCCAUGAGUCCUUUGUGAUGUGUCCCGGUCGUGCGCCAGUUAAAGUUACCAAUUCCCAAUCUGUGACUUUAGAAUUCGGCUGCGUCUUGAAAAAUAUACGUCGUGGAUCACCACGUCGUCACGCCCAUCGCCGUUUGAUCGCCACAAAUUGGUCCGAUUUCACUGCCUUUUAAACGACAAAGUAACUUAAGUUUGAAUCUUUUGUAAUGCAUUUUAUAUUAUGUACUUACUCUUAGUUGAGUCAGCAUUGGCCAGUAAAGUGUAUUUAAACAAAAACAGCUUUUGUAUUUUAAUCUUAAAUUUAUAUUUGUAAACAUACAGUUUGUAUUCAAUAAAGAUAAUAAUCAUAUUUAA